AUGCCCUUACAAUUUGAACGUUAUUUUUUGUCCAGUAUUUUUUAUUAGAUAUAUAAAAGGAUCGAAUUUGUAUGCCAUGGGACCUGUUGUUUCUAGCAUUUGGUAGACACGGACCUCCUGUAAAAUGAAAUUCUUAAUCCUUGCUCUAUGCGUGUACGCCGCGAAUGCCGCGACGGGUCGCUACCAGCCUUGGCAACCAAAGCCGGUGGUCCAAGCCGUGGCUGAGGCGUCGGUUGCUGCGCAGCCCGUCGUGCAGACUGUGGUGCAGCCCGUUCCAGUUGCUGUUAAGUCUGUCGUUGAAGUUGGCAAGGAUGCUGAAGCCAUCGUCCUUCGCUCUGACUCUGAAGUCAACCCAGACGGUUUUAACUACGUUUACGAGACCGGAAAUGGCAUCACUGGCCAAUCUAGCGGUGUCUUGAAGCAAGUUGGUGACGCUCAAGUGCUUGCUGUCCAAGGUAGCUACCAAUACAAAUCCCCGGAGGGAAUCCCUGUGCAGUUCUCUUACGUAGCUGAUGAGAACGGAUACCAACCUCAGAGCGACCUCCUCCCUGUUGGCCCUCCGAUGCCUGAGGCCAUCCGCCGCGCGGUCGAGUACGUUCUGACCCACGCGCCCAAGGAAUCUGUCAACUAAAACCACCAGAGCUUUAGCAUUUAGACACCGACAAUGAACAAUAUCUCUUAUGGAUAAUACAAUAAAAAUGUAAAUACAUUCUAAUUGUGCCAUAUAA
This is a messenger RNA of Manduca sexta (tobacco hornworm), 728 nucleotides long. It is a transcript of the gene CPR42, whose product is annotated as larval cuticle protein LCP-14-like. Gene Ontology annotation, cellular component: chitin-based extracellular matrix. Lineage: Eukaryota; Metazoa; Arthropoda; Insecta; Lepidoptera; Sphingidae. The coding region runs from base 125 to 631 and encodes 168 amino acids. The record is from RefSeq and is a predicted model, not a curated record. Gene Ontology annotation, molecular function: structural constituent of chitin-based larval cuticle. The transcript has 5 exons.